AUGCCUCAGAACGAGUAUAUCGAAGAGCACAUCAAGCGCCAUGGUAGGCGUCUUGAUCAUGAGGAGCGGAAGCGGAAGCGCGAGGCACGCGAGGCGCAUCACGCUUCGGCCGUGGCGCAAAAGACGUUUGGUCUCAAGGCCAAGAUGCUGAACAAGAAGCGCCGGGCGGAAAAGAUCCAGAUGAAGAAGACGCUCAAGCAGCACGAGGAGCGCGAUGUGAAGAAAUCAACACCCCCGAGCGCUCCAGAUACUGCAUUGCCUGCAUACCUGCUUGACCGUGAAGGACAAAAGGAUGCCAAGGCGCUCUCGUCUGCCGUCAAGGAACGCCGCAAAGAUAAGGCAGCGCGGUACAGCGUGCCACUCCCACAGGUGCGUGGUAUUGCAGAGAAUGAGGCAUUCAAGGUGGUCAAGACCGGCAAGCGCAAGCAGAAUGGCUGGAAGCGAAUGGUGACCAAGGCGACCUUUGUCGGCGACAACUUCACACGCAAGCCGCCCAAGUUGGAGCGUUUUAUCCGCCCCACGGGCCUGCGCUUCAAAAAGGCACACAUUACACACCCCGACCUGAAAGCCACCUUUCAACUGCCGAUCAUUGGUGUGAAAAAGAAUCCUCAAUCACCGAUGUACACGCAGCUGGGCGUACUCACCAAAGGGACUAUCAUCGAAGUGAACGUGUCUGACCUUGGUAUGGUGACGUCUGGCGGCAAAGUCGUGUGGGGCAAAUACGCACAAGUAACCAACAACCCCGAGAAUGACGGCUGUGUUAAUGGUGUGCUGCUCAUGUCUUCUUGA
Molecule: messenger RNA, 789 nt
Organism: Malassezia vespertilionis
Lineage: Eukaryota; Fungi; Basidiomycota; Malasseziomycetes; Malasseziales; Malasseziaceae
Gene: NSA2
Product: Ribosome biogenesis protein
Exons: 1
Coding region: 1-789 (262 amino acids)
Biological process (GO): maturation of LSU-rRNA; maturation of 5.8S rRNA
Cellular component (GO): nucleolus; preribosome, large subunit precursor
Source: RefSeq, a predicted model, not a curated record